UAUAUAACAACUUUAGAUUGUGAUGAAGAAAUUAACGUAGACGACCCUGGUAUAAACAAACAAUCACAAGCAUUAGAAAUCAUCCCCAUUAAUGCAUCUACACUACCCUCUUUAAAUGAACAAAAAGAAGCUCGUACAGUAUUUAAAAUUGUUAUUAGCUCUAUUCGUUACUUAGCUCGUAGUGGUCAAGCUAUUCGUGGUGGUACAUGGGACUCUGGAAACUUAAUUUAUUUAUUACAAGAGCGUUCACUUGAAAAUCCUGCACUAAAAAUUUGGCUUGAAAAACGAAACAAUUGGUUAAGUGGGGAUAUUCAAAACGAGUUACUUGAAACUAUGGCGCAUUUUGUUUUACGGAAGAUUAAAAAUUCAGUUCUAAAAAGUCCAUUUAUGGCCAUAAUGGCUGAUGGCACUACAGAUAUUUCUGGUCAAGAACAGUUUAGCAUUUGUUUUCGUUUCUUAAAUACAAUUUCUUUAAAUAUAAACGAAAUUUUUGUGGGUAUGUAUAAUCCUCCAAGUGGAAAUGCUGAAACAUUAUUUUCUUGCAUCACUGAUUUAUUGACACGUAUAUGUCUUAGUUUUGAAAAUGUUAGAGGACUUUGUUUUGACGGAGCGGCAACUAUGUCUGGUCAUAGAAGUGGAGUACAAAAGCGAAUUUCUGAUGUACAACCUAAAUCUAUAUUUAUUCAUUGUUCAAAUCAUUCAUUGGACUUAGCAUUGAGUGAUACUAUUAAAACUGUAGAUUUUGCUAAUGAUGCUCUAAAUUUAAUCAGAUUUGUAAGCAAUACAAUCUUAGAUUCAUCAAAACGCAAAAACAUAUUUUCUGGUAUUGUUCUUUCGACUUACUUAGAUGAAGAAAAUGACUAUAAAACUGAAAAUAUACCAGGCAUUAUUCCUUUUUGUCCUACAAGAUGGACAGUCCGAGUAAAAGCAGUUAAUAGAUUUAUAGAAAAUUAUGAAAGAGUUCUUUUAACAGUACAAGAAAUUUUAAAAGAUUCAAAUUCAAUUAGUAAAGAUAGACGUGCAGCUCUCCGCGGAUAUGAGACGAAACUUUGGAAGUUUGAAACUGUUUUUGCUCUGGAAUCUUUGUCUUUAAUUUUAGGUCCAU
Molecule: messenger RNA, 1105 nt
Organism: Diuraphis noxia (Russian wheat aphid)
Lineage: Eukaryota; Metazoa; Arthropoda; Insecta; Hemiptera; Aphididae
Product: zinc finger MYM-type protein 1-like
Source: RefSeq, a predicted model, not a curated record